Molecule: messenger RNA, 6814 nt
Organism: Girardinichthys multiradiatus
Lineage: Eukaryota; Metazoa; Chordata; Actinopteri; Cyprinodontiformes; Goodeidae
Product: serine/threonine-protein kinase LMTK2-like
Exons: 14
Coding region: 410-4930 (1506 amino acids)
Biological process (GO): protein phosphorylation
Molecular function (GO): ATP binding; protein kinase activity
Source: RefSeq, a predicted model, not a curated record
UCGUGAUGUACAGGAACAUGGCGCUCUGGAGGAGAUGUGUUUUAUGAUACCGAAGGGCUGAUGAUUGAAUUUUUCUUGUAUUUAUUUAAAUAAUGUCUUGACAUUUUCAUCAAAUAUGACAGUUCAUGAAAGGUGGUCACUGUUUUUGCUCUCGAUGGACAACGGAACGCUUUUCAUGUCGGGGUUGCGAUUGCUGUCGUCAGCUGAAACUCCUAGUCUCGACAUGCUAGCUCAAGCUAGUUAGCCCGGAGAUUAGCAACUGGCUAAAACAGCCCCGAAAUGUGAUCUUUUAUGUAGCUUACACUGGCAGUAAAUUGGUAAUCAAUGUUUAAACCACGCAAUCUGUUAUCAUAUCAGCCGUUUGUUUAAGGUAGUUUUAGUUAGCUGACGUUUCGUUGGCUAAACUUGGAUGAUGGAGAGACGCCAUGGAUUUAUGUUAUUGCUGGCUACCUGGAUUUUCCUGUCUGGAAUAUGGUUAUCUGAAGCUGUCCCUCUUCGGGAAACUCGCAAAACAGAUGCACAUGCAGGGGGCACUUUGCCUGUGUCUCUCUACCUGCCCUUGAUGGUGUCCUUAAUUGUGCUGGUGGCAUUGGUGGUGGUGCUAGUGAACUGUGUGACCUGCUGCAAGGAAAGAGAGAUCAACUUCAAGGAGUUUGAGGACCACUUUGAUGAUGAGAUCGACUUCACUCCGCCUGCAGAAGACACGCCUUCUAUGCAGUCUCCAGCUGAGGUUUACACCCUCGCUGUGUCCCCUGUGCCACUGCCAGGACCCCCCCAUCUGCAACCUCUAGCCAGCAUUACAGAAGCAUCGAGCGGUUUCAAAGUAGGACGCCACAAUUUGAGUUACAUCCAGGAGAUUGGCAAUGGCUGGUUUGGGCAGGUCCUGUUGAGUGAAAUAUACACAGACCCUGGGGGAGCCAGAGUGGUGGUAAAGGAGUUGAAAGCAAAUGCCAACGCCAAGGAGCAGAAUGACUUUCUGCAGCAGGGGGAUCCAUACAGAGUGCUGCAGCAUCCAAACAUCCUCCAGUGCCUCGGACAGUGUGUCGAGGCCAUUCCCUUCCUGCUUGUGUUUGAGUACUGCGAAUUGGGGGAUUUGCGAAGCUAUCUGUCUCAGCAGGAUUGGACAUUCAGAAACGCUGAGUUGCUGCAGCUGCAGAGGAUGGCCUGCGAAAUUGCUGCUGGUGUCACUCACCUUCACAAACACAACUUCCUGCACAGUGAUCUGGCCCUUAGGAACUGCUACCUGACUGCAGAUCUUACAGUUAAAGUGGGAGACUAUGGGAUUGGACCCUACAGAUAUAAAGAGGAUUACAUCAUCACAGAGGAUGAUGUGUUCACACCCCUGCGGUGGUUGGCUCCUGAGCUGGUGGUGGAGCGCCAUGGGGGUGUGAUUACGAUGGAGCAGACCAAGGCCAGCAAUGUGUGGGCCUUGGGGGUCACAUUAUGGGAGCUUUUUGAGAACGCCGCUCAGCCGUACCCACACCUGUCUGACCGGGAGGUUCUGCAUCAUGUGAUCAAGGAGCAACAAGUCAAGCUGUUUAAACCACAAAUAGAGCUUCCGUAUUCUGACAGAUGGUAUGAGGUGCUGCAGUUUUGUUGGCUGUCACCUGAGAAGAGAGCAACAGCAGAGGAGGUGCACCGUUUGCUCAUCUAUCUGCGAAUGCAAGGCCAGAAGGACAUGGAGGAAGAUUUCGAGCAACGCUGGGAUGCACUGAAGCCUAACCCAACCACGCGACAGACUGUUAGCCAUUCAUCUUUCCCGAUCUUGGACCAGUUCGCUGAUGAUGCUUUGCGACAAGAGAUCGACGAAGUUUUGACCAUUACAGAAACAAGCAAAGGUCUCAGCUUUGAGUAUGUUUGGGAGGCAGCCAAGCACAACCACUAUGACAGCACCCACGGGCGAUCAGGCAUGGACACUACCCUGAACUACCAGAGCAUGUUCUUCCCUGUUUCUAGGGAGGACAUCCAGGCUCACUUUCCUGAUGCUCCGCCCAGGGUAGGAGGUGCUGAAAGUGGUAACCCUCCAUUAGGAAUACCUGGGAUUGUCCCAGUGUUUGAUUCGCAGAAGUCAUCAAAUGGAAAUGAAUAUUAUAUACAGCUUGAGGAACAAGGCGAGAGCGCUGACGGGGAUGCUGGGAAUGAAGAACCGGACACGGGCUUUACCUCUAGCCAGAAAGACUUUGUUAUACUUCAAGAUGUCCGCCUGGAUGAGUCAAGCACAGAUGCUGACUUUUUCCACCAAAGCAUCGACUCAAAGGACUCAUAUUUACCAGACAGCCACAUCUGGUCAUCCCUGGAAAAUGACAGUCCGUACCACAUGAACAUUUUCACAGAAGAGGGGUCAAAGCAUGAAGACUCUCCCUCCUGGAGCCAGAACUUUCUGGAGCUCCCGCAGCGCUGUGGAAAUCCUUUUCUUGAUGGCACUGUGGAAGUCCAAGAAGUUAACCUAAAUCCAAGCUAUUUUUUAGAGGAGGAGGAAGCCCGUCCCCUGCCGUUCGUUAUGGAAGGAGAGCAGAAUGUGAAGAGGCUUCUGGAUACUGAAAAACUGGCUGAUAAUUUUGUGUUUCUCAGAGAACAGAACCUGAUGAAAGAGGACUCCAGCUUCAUGAAUCCACAGCAGAACUUUCUCUUACCCGGCAUUGUCCAUGAACCAGAGGAAGCAUUCAAAAUGAAUUCUUGGGACAACCUCGAGACUUUAGAUGGCUUAAACAAAGCAGACACACAUCUUCAAACUGCAAACAGUAGCACAGCAGACUUUUUAGACUCUCCAAGUACCAACUUGGGGCAGUUUUUGUUAGAAAAUGAAACUCUGGUGCCUUCCAUUUCUGUGGUUACACAUGAUAACACAGACAGCCAGAUGCCAGUAAGAAAUGGUUCUUCCACUGAAGACCUCACUCUGCUACAGACCUCAGACAAGGCUGUAGACUCUGGUUUCAGUUCUACCUCAGAGAGGUUCGAGCCCAUCACUAACAGUAUGAGUAGCCAUAUCCCUUUUUUCUCUGAUUGUGCCACUACAGACACGUUGUCCACGGAUGCCAAAAUGUCCAGCCUUGCAGAUGACCCUGAAGUCUCAAACACCAUAGGAAGCAAAAUGCCUGAAAGCCUCCAGAUUCAAACAAUCGCUUCUGAAAAUGGACAGAACGAAGACCUAACGAGUAAUGAUCCUCUGAGUGAGCUGAUUGAGGAUGCGGAUCUAGACCUGGAAGCAAACCUUUCUGAUCAGGAAGAAUCUUUCUUGGAAACUAAUGGACAUCCACUUGUUAGAGCUUCUCUCCUUGUAUCCGGUCCAUCUUUGGAUCAGAUAAGUCAGGACAGUUUACUGGAAGACAGCAUGUCCACCACUGUCCUAACCAUAGACAACUCAUCUGAAACGCCUGAUUCUCUCAACUCUCUUGACAUUCAUCGGCUGGCGGAGCAGGCGGAGGAGCUGAAUGCCCAAGUGUCACAAAAUAAACUUCAGCCGCCGUACAAGAUAUCAGACAGCGGGUAUGAGACGGAGAACCUGGAGUCUCCUGAAUGGAACUCUCAGCCAAACGUCGCAGACAGCUCCCCUGUGAAAAAUGGCAUUAGCACUUCCAACGAAGAAGACUCAGAAGAGCUUGCCAUUUCCACAAAUUUGGUUGCCCCAAAAAUCGUCAUCUCUGAAGCUGAGGGUAUGCUGGAAGCUCGCAGUGUAAAUCCCAGUGAGGAUCAGCAGCCAGACCAUGGAGCUCCUGCAGAAGAGCCACCUACUGGCAGCAACUACAGAGACUCUGCCUACUUUUCCGACAAUGAACCAGAACCAGAGAAGAAGGCUGAGGAGUCGACUGCAGGAAGUGCUACAGAAAUCACUUGGAUGAGGAGCUCUGAAAGUCCGACACACGAAGUUUACAAGGAGAAAGAUAUUGAUGCGCUGUUUUCCCAGCAAGAAUCUUCUGCACUUGUAGAACCGGAUGCUGAGGACCUGCUUCUAGAUAUUACUUCAGAUAUUAAAGAGCAACUGAGAAGCGAAGUGGCGGAGACUUUGGUCAGCCCCAGUGGAGAAGAAACAAAACCCCAGAUCCUCCAGGGCUCAUUUCCUGAAACAUUGAGUCCAUUAGAAGAUCUAGAAUCCUCACCUCGGCCUUCUGAUACCUCCUCCAAGGCAAGACUAGAGGGCGCUGUUCAUGCUAAACUGACCAGAACCUAUGCCCAUGACGGUCAUAAAAUCAAAGAGCCUGACGUGGAGGGCCGUUACCUGAGCAGACGUGACAGUCUGGAGGGACAGGAAGACGGCGUCGAUGCCGACGAGGAGGACGAGAACAGUGAGGACUCUGAUGACGACAUGCGUGCAUACCAGCUGCACAGCUCCAGCUCAGACAGCGAGGACGAAACCAUUCACGUGGUGCCGGUUAUUGUGUCGGAUGACACCAGCAGCAAGAACCUGAAGAGCUUACUGAAACCAAGGAACCUGAACAUCGAAGCAUCGUCUUCCCCCUUCGGUGUGAGAUACAAUGCAGAGAACUCCAGAAGAGCUGUAUCAUUCUUUGACGACGUGACAGUCUACCUGUUUGACCAGGAGACUCCCACUAAGGAACUGGGAGACCACUCGUCUGGUUUGAACAGUCAGUCCCCCGAGCUCAGCAGCCCUGUGUCCACAGCCAGCUACCUGAACCGCUUUGCUAACUCUGAAAGCUCAACCGAUGAAGAGGGUGGUGGUUUUGAGUGGGAUGAUGACUUCACCUCCUCCGGGCCUGCCUUCCUGUCCAAGAUUGAGAAGGACCCCGUGUGUAAGGCCGUGUCCUCCACUCCCCCAUCAGUAGGACACAUGCCGCAGUCAAGCUGGAGCAGUUCCUCUGCCUACUCCCGUUUCGCCAUCUCACCGGCAAACCUCGCCAAUUUCUCCCUUACACACCUCACCGACUCAGACAUCGAACAAGGAGGAAGCAGUGAAGAUGGAGAAAAAGACUAAAAGCGACGAACGAAGGAACUGCCGUAGACACUACUGAGGAACUAAGCUAUGCCCGUCCUGUUUUGGGGAACGUUGGAAUAAGGAUGCAGUUUGUGGAGUGCUUCCCUAAGGCUGAACCGUUCUCAGAAGAGUUGGAGAUUAGAUAUGCACAGACUUUGAAGCCCCAGUCUGAGCCACAUGACCUCUCCAGCUUUAUUGGUGUAAUUUCAGUUCAGUGCAAUUAAAGGAAAAAAAAAAAGGACAAAUGUGCUGCUUUAUAGACUUCUCAUGCACAUUCCAGGUGUGUGUCUGCUUCUUUUUGUUGCCUCACCAAAAAAAAAAAAAGAAAAUAUUUUGGAUUAAUGAAUUCAUUCUGAGCGGGCAAAUAAUCACUACAACCAAACAGGAAUAAGCUCUUUGAUCUCAGCAGAACUCCAAUUAAAAAUCUGAAAUGUAAUAUUUAUCAAUGCUUUUUUUUUUUUUUUUUUUUUUUAUUGUGCAAUUAUUUCAGUGGUUGCCUUUUAUUUUUUUUUCAUCUAUCUUCUGGUUGAGUUGAUGAGUCUCCUGUUUGGAGAUUAAAUUCUGCGUUUAAUCCUUCUGUAGCAGUAUUUAAAUUAAAAGGAUGAGGAAGGAAUGCAGACGUACUGACAACCUGUAGGGGUGACGUGCUGUAUGUCCCUUGAUGUAAGGAACACUUGCAGUAAACCGAGGGUGUUGUUGUUGCUAUCAGUCUUAUCAGGAGGGGGUUUAACUGUAAAACAGUUGAGAAGAGGAACCUAUCGCUUAUUAUUGAUUUUUGUAAAGCUUUAUUUUAAUUGAAAUGCGCAGGAAGUCGUUUUGUCUCACUUGGUCAUCGCUGGGUCUAAUCAUGGUGCCGGUUGAUGCCGCGAACACGGCCCUCCCGCCCUCCGUUUUGCUAUCCCUACAAAUAUUUCAAACCGCACGUCAAGUGAUGCUGUAACUGUUUUUAGAUAAGCGAGAAAUCUCUAUUUUGAAAAUGGCGGCGAUGUAAGCUGUUUGUAAACAAAUGUGCAAUGCAAUUUCAUUAACGUGUUCAUAGGACGAUCCGGUGAUGUGCUGGGAACACUACUAGAACAAACAAAUAAAAAUACUGUGGCUGCUCUUAUAAGUUGAUUGAUAUGGAUAUAGCUAAUUGCCUUUCAUUUUUCCUCUGCGUUGUGUCAAAUAUGGCAAUAUCCUCUUUAAAAAGCUUUCAUUUGCUGGCCAUAAUUUGUAUGAUCGGCUCCCGUAUUGCAUAGCUCAAUACAAAUGAAGCUAAACAUCUUCCACCCCGUCUUCAUUUACGACUCGAACAUGAAGAACUGUAGGUUAUGCAGUUGCUGUAUGGAGCUUUCUUUGGAUGAUAAAAUCACCGUAAAUAUUUGUCUCUCGUGUCCCACUGUACUCCACCUGUAGUAGACGCCCCCACCUCUCCUGCUCCUAACCGACGGCACCAUAUCAGCCAUUACUAACUUCUGUUAAAACUAGCAGCCUGCUCCUCAGUAAAACUUGAACACCUAUUUAAGGAAAUCUGUUUGUUUGACCACAGUAUACAUUUGCUUAAUCUUGCACAUUUGAGAAAUAUAACUUAAUGUUGAGAUGUUCCAAUGUGUAUAUAUGGAUUCUGUUUGUUUUUUUCCUGUUUAUAAAUGGGGUUGGGGAAAGAUGUAAUAACUGAGUUAUUGACAGGUUUCAUUUUGUAAUUUACAGCUGAGUUGAAUCAGAGGAACAUAUCAGUCGUCUACUAAAAGCGGUUAAAUUAAGAAGCAGAUGUGAAUUCUGUCCUUUAAACCUGUAGAUUUUAAAUAUUUUUACUUCAUAUUGAUCAUGCUUCGUGUAAUUGAAUGAAAUGUUUAUAAUUACACUGUUUAAUAUGGAAAUAAAUGCAAACGAACUUCUAAAAAA